AUGCUGAUUGGCAUAUUUGGUGGAUGCCGCAGUGAAGGAGGAACAUUUAAACGCCUUUCCUCCUGUGAAGUGUAUGAUGUCAGUCAGGAUAGGUAAGAACGCUCGUGACGCAGAUCUCUUACUUUUUCGUAAAUGUUGCUGCCUCGCCCACUCAUCGGCACAACUCCCCCUCGCAUGCCCCCCAACAGGUGGCACAGGCUGCCCGAUCUACGGGAGAAGAGGAACGGUCCAGCUGCUGUGUGCUUACCCCGCGACAAUCGGGUCUUCGUCUUUGGCGGUAAGGACGAUUCUGCCUGGACUGCUACCGUGGAGUUCUGUCAGCUGCGAGCAGACUGGCAAGUGAAGGCCACCUCAUCCAGCACCGCCGAAUUUUGGCUACGAGCUGCCCCCAUGAGAAUUGCGCGCGCAGUUCUCUCAGCAACACACUUUAGAGGGAUAAUCAUCGCCGCCGGUGGAUUUGAUGGUAACAAGAAAGUCAACGUUGUGGAGAUGUUUUCUCCCCCAGAUAACAGAUGUCCGCUCGGUCAGUGGACGGACCUCGCUGCGAUGAAACAGCCUCGUUCAUUUUUCUCUCUUAUCACCACCCGCGACGCGUUCUUUGCCCUCGGUGGUAAGUCAAGCCCCUUUGUUUUGAGGUGACGCAUAAUUAAGUGCAUUUUUUCUCUCAUGCGAUUUGAUACCAUUAUCGGCAUAUUUUAUACGGUUGAGCAGCAGUGCUUCGAUUAUUGUGAUUACUGUUAAUCUUCUGAUUUGGCUCAUUUUCUGUGGACCUUUUUAAGAUGGAUACGCAUGGGAAUUUUUUCAAAUUUGUAGGCGGCGAUGGGAGAUCAGGAAACACGGUAGAGGCCCUAACUGCACCAGAAGGCUCAGUUGAUCACGGCAAUGACUUGACAUCUUGGAUCUGGUCGACGAAGAGCCCAGUGGAAACCCUUGCGGAUAUUCGAGGAGCUGCGGGCAUUCGCAUGUGA
Spirometra erinaceieuropaei is the source of this 968-nucleotide messenger RNA. The record is from the annotation of a GenBank genome assembly. NCBI's taxonomy places the organism in Eukaryota, Metazoa, Platyhelminthes, Cestoda, Diphyllobothriidea, Diphyllobothriidae.